GUUUUCAUAUUUUUUCCAGCAAAUAAUGACAUCAGUCACUGGGUUUUGUAAUCAAAGUCAAACUGAGUCACUGGAUUUUGGUGCUCAUACAUGGCCAGAGUCAGUUGGUAAUACUAUACUUACAAUGCCUUGUGGUAACCGUCCACUGAUGAAUGUCACUCGAAUGUGUCAGACUAAUGGAGUUGGCUGGGGAAAUCCUGAUUAUAGUCAAUGUGAAACUAGUACUUGUGAAAAUGACACUAUUGUAACAAAUCGUGGUACAUUUCAAUGGCCAAUAACACCUGUUGAAUCAUUAGCUGACCUUCCUUGUCCUCAUGGUCCUAAUGGAGCUAGAGCUAUUAGACAGUGUAGAAGGAAUGGUGUAUGGGACACUCAUGAUAUAUCAAACUGUACUGAUCCUAGGAUUACUGCUGCAUUUGCCAGCAUAGCUGAUACUAAUGUAACUGUUGAGAAUGUUGUAGAAGUUGCUCAAAAUCUCUCAGAAGUAGUGAUGUUAGCAAGUCAGCCUGGUGAUCAAAAUGAAAUUAAUCUACGCAAUGUAUCAUCACUCCUUAUUCAAACUGCUAAUUUAUUCUCUAGUCCUGAUAUAAUCAUAAUGUUAUCUACUGAAGAGGUUUCUAUGACAACAGAGAGCACUAUUGAAAUACUUAAUAGCAUACAAGAAUGGCCACCACAAGUAAUAGCUGCACAAUCAAAUAAUAUUGUCCAGUCAUUUGAAAGGAUAGUGGGUGCAUUGAUAAGUCAAGAGAACUUUACUAACUUGACAAUCAUUGAAACUGGCAUUGCAUUCCAGGGACUAAGAGUAAGCUAG
Molecule: messenger RNA, 811 nt
Organism: Amphimedon queenslandica
Lineage: Eukaryota; Metazoa; Porifera; Demospongiae; Haplosclerida; Niphatidae
Exons: 6
Coding region: 26-811 (261 amino acids)
Biological process (GO): cell surface receptor signaling pathway
Cellular component (GO): plasma membrane
Molecular function (GO): G protein-coupled receptor activity
Source: RefSeq, a predicted model, not a curated record